Penicillium cosmopolitanum is the source of this 1908-nucleotide messenger RNA. Its product is annotated as putative C2H2 zinc finger domain protein. The coding region runs from base 1 to 1908 and encodes 635 amino acids. The transcript has 2 exons. The record is from RefSeq and is a predicted model, not a curated record. Lineage: Eukaryota; Fungi; Ascomycota; Eurotiomycetes; Eurotiales; Aspergillaceae.
AUGUCCUUUCCCUUCAACUCUUCCUUCCAUCCCAACGGGAAUGAGUAUUAUGGGACUGAAUCAAACGAGCUUCCCCCUCGCCAGGACUUGUCAGACUCGACGGCAACAUUGAGAUAUCUCGAUGAGUAUAACUUGAACGGAUAUGACAUAAGUGAUACCAUGUCGUUGCCUUCGGCUGCAUUAGUGACGACGAGCGAUACGAGCUACCCGGAGCCAGAGCCAGUCCCGAGCGCUCAAGACUUUCCUUUCCCUGUCACCACUGGUAAUACGGAGCAAGAUUUUUGCUUCGUUGGAACCUUCACCGGUGACUCGUUGGACGUACCAACUGGUGAAAUUUUACCCAACGCCCCCGGUGAGAAUGCAGCCUCUCAGCCAAAGAUCGAACAACGUUUCUCUGAGAUUUGGAAUGAGGUUCCUGACGUGCCUACCAACGAUACUCAUCGUGGUACUGCCGGCCCCAAAAUUCUGAUCGAGGCUCUGGAUUUUAUCAUCGCUGACCUAAAUAAUCCCGAAUGCACUCCGGCCCAUGCAUCCCGGACAAGAAAGGCGAAAGACGCGCUUGAGGAACUAGUGAAGGAGCAUACAUCUCCAGGAACAGAGAGCAUCGUGAAUGCCGGUGGAUGCUUGCUUUGUGGCGUUACAUUCCUGAACAAAGGGGUCCUGACAAGGCAUUUCAAAGACCAGCAUUACCCUCAAUUCAAAUUCUACUGUCCGAAGGAGGGCUGCUCAAAGACGCAAAACCGCAAAGAUAAAAUUCAAAGCCACAUUCGUGCCCAUGAGGGAAUUGACCGUGAAAGCUUCACCAAGACAGAACUUCCUUGUCCCGCAUCGUGUCCCAUAUGCCCAUUAAACACCAACAGCUGGGAAGACUUCUAUGCAUGCAUCAUUGGGCACCAUAAGGUUGGUGCACAACCACCCGAGCGCGCUGCUUCUCGAAAUAGCAGUGUCGACCAUGGCCAAGCACUUCAGAUGGGCUCGGCCCCUACGGUUGACCCCCCACUAUGUGUGUCGUCCCAACAGCUCGCUGUCCCUGGUCCUGAUAGCGUUCGCAGAGAACGCUCUCCCUCCUUCAACGCGGUUAGAAGCCAAAAUCGCUCAGAACGAAUGGGAAUAGGUCGAUCUCACUCAGACUCCCAACGAGCGGAAAGGAACAGAUUGAAUUCCAACUCUUCUCGUUCUACCGCCCACACAGGGGGCCAACUUCGAGGUAGAAGUCCUUAUCCCCAAUCUACACAGAGGAACGAAAUAGUCCGGGGAAGAAUAUUCGGGCAAAGAGAGCCGUCGAGCAGAAACAUCCGAAGUCUGCAGUGUGCCAGCUGUCUUCGAUUCUUCCGUGAAUUUGAUCCGAGUGAAUUUGGUCUCAUGGACAGGCCAAGAUAUUGUCCCAGGUGCUUCGCUAGAUGCUCAUUCGGAUCUUACACGGUUCCCAUGGAAGCUCAAUAUUCUCAACAACCCCAGCCGCCAUUGCAAACCGCAGUCUCUCCCCCCGAAAACUUCACAUACUGGACCCCUGAGCCCUUUCCAACCGGGCAAGAUACUAUACAACCCUUUCCUACCACCCAGCCCAACCAAGGACACCGGAACGCCAGAGUCCCAAGCAGAGCAGCCGCCUUCAGGAGCUCCCCAGGAUCCCCUCCCCAGAGUAAUGAAGUAAAUAAUCUUGAUAUCUGGGCCGUGAGAGACAUAGACUCACCCACUUUCAGUGAAGAAGAGCUAUCUUUAUGCUCCCCGUUGUCUUUGGGAAGCAGCUUGUCCCCAGCCAGCCCUUUGUCCAGCGUUUUUCCAUGGACGAAGACCUUACCCAUCGGACUCCCGACGAAGCCUCUCAAGGACCUACCGACCAUCCCAAGUUCUUGGCUUGACAAUAGUAAGCAUCGGGUAACACCUGCAGGAGCCCAACCUCGCUAA